AUGUUAAAUAGAAUUAGUAAUUCUAAAAGAAAUACUUUGGAGUAUUCAGUUCCAGAUGAUAUCAUUGAUGUAGAUAAUGAAAUAGUAGAAAGUACAAUACCGCUGGUUGAUCAAUUAAGUAAGAAAGAACAGAUAGGUACAUCUUCAAUCAAAUCAAUAUCUUCAAAUAUUGUAAGCCCAAGUAUUCCAACUUUUGAACCGCCAAGCCACCAUGUUCCAACUUCAGUUUUGCAAGAUGCACUACAUCGAUCUGCAACCAAUCAAGUUAGCUCCAAAAAUCUUCCUAGGAUUUUAGAAGAACUUAAAAGUGUUAAUGAUUAUGCUAACCUUUUAUUGUCAAAGUCAAAAGAAAGAGAAGUUAGAAGAACCACUCAAAGUCCAAAGACGACAAUUCUACAUAACAAGAAAAAAGUGACCAACAACAACAAAGACAUCAACGACAAAAAUAAUAAUAAUAACAAUAAUUUAAAUAUUAGUAAUAAUCAAUCGAAUUUAAACAACAAUAAUAUUAACGAUAUUCAUAAUAAUAAUAAUAAUACUCCUAUUAUUCUCAAACUUCUCUAUAAACAAGGUAAUAUGUCAGUCUAUCAGUCCAGAGUAUAUGAUCCUAAAAGACAAAGAACUUUUCUUGUUACUAGAUAUAUUUCAACUGUAUUAACACCAGAAAAUCAAAAUAUAAUAUCCAACAUAAUAGUCAAUUAA
This is a messenger RNA of Heterostelium album PN500, 702 nucleotides long. RefSeq lists its product as uncharacterized. NCBI's taxonomy places the organism in Eukaryota, Evosea, Eumycetozoa, Acytosteliales, Acytosteliaceae. The coding region runs from base 1 to 702 and encodes 233 amino acids. The record is from RefSeq and is a predicted model, not a curated record. The transcript has a single exon.